AACUUAAAUUAGAACACAAUGAUUAGUAAUCUACGCAAAUUCACGUACGCUUUAAAGCGUACGUACAGAACUUUGUUGCGCGACGUUCGUCGGGGAACUUCCCUCCCGAGCGUCGAGAGAAGCUACAGCUCGGCAUUGUUCAUUUCCGGGAACAAGGCUUACAAAGCGUUCGCGUAUCUGUCGCCGUAUCUGGACUUGGACGAAAGAUUCGCCAAUGUGGAAAAACUGCAGAUGAAUCUGGUGACGCGCGGAAUGAACGUCGACGUCGUUCAGUUGAAGGAAACGUGGGAUUUCUACAUGAAGAUGGUCGCCGACAAGUAUGCGCUGGAGGACAACAACAAGGAGCUCGGCGGUCGCAUAAAAAUCCUGAUGGAAAGCGCGGAGCGUACUGCCGAGCAGGAACAGGAGAUGCUCAAGUUGACUACGCAGCUCAAUGUCGUACGGAAAGAUCUGAAGACGAUGAAGGAAGCGCUCUGGGAUGUGGAGGAAAGCGUGAUGGAAAGAGUCUUGAAGCUACCGAACGAGCUGGAUCCCGGAACGCCCGUUGGCGAACCGGUGAUACUGAAAAGUGUCGGUAGCGUGCGCAAGAUAUCGGAGAAGAAUAUCAGCAGCCACAUCGACAUCGGGACGAGCCUAGACCUGUUAGAGUACAGGAAUCCUCUAUGUUACUAUCUGGGCAACGACGCGGCCUUGUUCGAGCUUGCUGUGCUGGCGCACGCAGGCCGAGUUCUCGGUGAGAACGACAUGGUCAAGAUAAUCGGCACGGACUUCAGCCGCAGUCUUCUAGUGGAAGCGGCCGGUUUGGAUCACGAGGACCCCGCGGCCGCCUUCCUGAUAGAGAAUCACAACGAGGUCGAGAGGGGCUCGCCGAAUCGUAUGCAUCUGGUCGGCGGCGCGAGCUUGAUCUCUUUCCUGGCGUUUCAUACGAAGCACCUGAUAAAUCCCAAGAAUUUGCCGAUCAAGUACUUCGCCACCGGCAGACAGUACACGCCGUUGCCACGGGACUCGCGCGACUGCGGCUUGUUCACGGCGUGCCAGGCCUCCGUGGCGCAUGCCUUCGUCGUAGCGAAGGAUUCGAAGAGCGAGGAUUACAGGAUGUUGUUCGAGGAACUUCUGGAGACCGUAUGCAGGUUGUACGACGAUGUAUGCGGUCACUAUCGCGUCGUUAUGCGAACCGCGCCCGAACUGCAAUUUUGCGAGGAGAUGCGCGUAUCUUUCGAGAUGUGGUCGCCGUUCAUGAACCAGUACGUUGAGAUCGGUCACGUAUCCAAAUACGGCGAUUAUCUCAGCAAAAGAUUACGGAUUGUCUACCAAACGCCCACCGGAAGAGACUUUCCCGCGGUGAUAUCGGGCACUGUUCUCUCCGUUCCGCGUCUCCUAGCUUGCCUGCUCGAACAGAAUCCCGACAAGUUCGUGAUACCACCAAAAGUUGCUGAAUUUGUACCGUCAUAGGACCACAUCGCUACGUAAAUUUGAAAUCAGACGAAUUUCGUUCAUAGUAUUGCUCUAUUAAAAUAUUUCGUAUGGAUAAAGUAAAUAAAUAAGGUAAACUUUUCAAAUUAAUGGAACAAUCAAUGUUACCGUGAAACAUUGGAGACAAUCGAUUGAUAAUUAAAAUCCGAAUUGUAAAACACGACAAGGUGAUAUCCUUAGAUCAGAGAACAGCAGAGAUGUACAUUUAGGAAAUAUAUGUAUAAUGCACGUGUAUUAUCUGUUUCUACCAGGUUACUAUUUUACAAAGUAUCGAUGGAUGUAACGCACAUUUUGAAUGCUACCGCCACCAUAAGUAUGAUGAUCAUCCACUCCAAACGUGAUGAACGCUCAAGCGCGACUGUAAAAUGCUCACUAGUUCCAAUAAGUGAUUUAAUCUCUCGUUCAUCAUCUGCGUAAAAAAUAUAUAUAUAGCCAUACAAAAACCUAAGUUUCAUGCGGAAAGCAAUAAAAUGUACAUUGAAUACUUUCGAACGUUUUGAAAUAAUGAAAUGUCCG
Molecule: messenger RNA, 1989 nt
Organism: Vollenhovia emeryi
Lineage: Eukaryota; Metazoa; Arthropoda; Insecta; Hymenoptera; Formicidae
Gene: Slimp
Product: serine--tRNA ligase, mitochondrial
Exons: 1
Coding region: 19-1452 (477 amino acids)
Biological process (GO): seryl-tRNA aminoacylation
Cellular component (GO): mitochondrion
Molecular function (GO): serine-tRNA ligase activity; tRNA binding; ATP binding
Source: RefSeq, a predicted model, not a curated record